Messenger RNA from Micropterus dolomieu (smallmouth bass), 2789 nucleotides. RefSeq lists its product as uncharacterized. The coding region runs from base 763 to 1692 and encodes 309 amino acids. Lineage: Eukaryota; Metazoa; Chordata; Actinopteri; Centrarchiformes; Centrarchidae. The transcript has 2 exons. The record is from RefSeq and is a predicted model, not a curated record.
GUGAGAAGCUGAUCCCUUCCUAUACUUUCUCCAUCCAGAGCGCUCCAGAGACAGUAAAUACCCCGCCAGUAAGAGGGUUACCUGCCCUGGAGCUGGCGUGUGUGUCGGUGGAUUGUACGACAACGCUAAACUACAGCGAUUACGUUCCCAUUAAAAGUGACGGAGCGACGGUUCUUUCUGAGAUCUCCAGCGUUUUGAAGUUGCAUUCCUGAAAUUUCUCAGAAGAAGAACUCAGAAGGCCGACCCGACAGAGAUCAUAUUCUUCAUCCCUCCAUCCCUUUUCUCUGACGGAGGAUAAAGUGUGUGUGUUUUUUUUUUUGAAGAGAAGAGACCCCAGUGUUUGCUUGGAUAUGGAUUUUCUACGUCUGAGAGAGAGACAGAGGGAGCUAAGCUGAGGUCAAGGCCUUCCUCCUCUCCCCCCCUGGAGUCACAUGUCAGCGUGAGGCACAACCCCCGGGUUGCUAUCGCUACACUGACCGACCUAAAUACUUGUAUACUCACUUGGAGUAGCAACACAGACUGAGUCACUCAGCUGGGAGUGGAAAUCGACAGAAGGAGCUUCUUAUCAAGUGAAUUUGCUUUGUGAGCUGUUGACACUGCUCUGUUUCUCCUGCUGGUUUUAAUCAGACCUGAACCCAUAGAGGUCCUGUCCGAGCCAGUGAGUGCACGCAGGAGAAUUACCUUUCUCUCCGAAACAGAGAAGCACACGGAGUUUUCUCUGAAGAUACUGGAAACGCCUCACGUCGACCUGAAAGAAGCAGAAUGCCAGCAAAGACGCCAAUGUACUUAAAAACUACAACUCCCAAGAAGGGGAAGAAGCUGAAGCUGCGUGACGUCCUCUCAGGUGAUAUGAUCAGCCCCCCGCUGGGCGACGUACGUCACAGCGCCCACGUGGGGCCUGAAGGUGAGGGUGACAUGUUUGGAGACGUGGGUUUCCUCCAGGGCAAGAUGAACAUGCUGCCGUCCCUGAGUCGGACGCAGAACGGUCAUUCACGCUCGUACAGCGUAGAGACACGUCAGGAUGACGGCUUCGCCGCGAGACAGGACUCGCACAACUACUCCUACAACGGUUACCAUUAUCAGCAAACCUCUGCCGGCCUGCUGAAGACCACCAUCUCCAUGCCUGUGUUCAUCGCCCACGAACAGGCUCCACCCAAACCCCCACGCCUCCACCUGGACGACCCCUCCCCUCCCCAUCUGCCUUCCCAGCAAAACUCCUUCCUGCACCAUCAGCCGCCUACAGAGACGAGCCACAAACAGGCCAACGGCUACAACCACGCAGACAACCACAGCUCUCUGACGCUCUUUGAGAACGGCGUGGUGGGACGUUUGGCAUCCGAGCCCUGCCGCGACAUCUCCCUCUCGCCCUCCAUGCGCAGGCUCGUCCCCUCCUCCGGCUCCUUCUCGGAGGUCUCUUCUGAGGACUCCAUGUCAGAGACCUGCGGGCCCCCGGACGUUCGCCGGGGCCUCAGCCUGGACUCUGAUGCCGGCCUGAGCAACGAGGACCUGAGGAGUGAACGCAGCGAGUCGCCCUGUGCUACCUGUCAUCCGUCCGGUCUCACAGCUUCAUCCGGUGUGCCGCGGUCAGACUCUAUGGCGGGAUUAGACCUGGAUCUGGGACCAUCCAUCCUGGAGGAUGUCCUGAGUAUCAUGGACCGCUACAAGACUGAGGACAACCGCUGUGAGCUGUGAAGAACAGAAAGAUUAAUGUGAUGUACAGAUAUUUUUAUACAUGGUUUAUUGAAUCCUUAAAAACUUUGCAGAGAUGACGAAGGGACGGAGGAAACGGAGGGCGGAGAAAAUGUCUUUCUUAAGAAGACAGCUGAGUUUAAACGUCCUUGAAAGACUUAAGAAAGGCGACAGGCACGUGGACGUUGUUGUAAAGUGCCGGGAUGUUGCUGCCCGACUUGACAACAAGGCAACAGGCUGGUCCUUAGGAGCCUGAACAGAGCUCAGACUCAUAAACAUUCAAACUGUAAGAUAACAAAGAGGAGAACUGCAGUCACUUUGUUAUCACCAACCUUGGCAACACAUUCCCUGUUUCUUAGGACAAAAUACCAGACACUACCCACAUGGUUUCUAAUCUGACAUGUGCUCAGAGCUCUCUGCUCGUUAAUGGUUCACAGAUUACCAGCUGAGUCUGAUAUAAAUGUCUGUAGACUGACAUGGGAGAAACCGACAGCUGUGAACAGAAUCCAGGAGCAGCAGGAUUUAACCACAGCUACUAACUUCGGACAUCUCUGCAGCAGAGUUCAAAUUAUCCUAAACUGAACUGCAAAACUACAUAGUUUUAUGGUGAAGGUCGUGUUCUGUCCUAAUUCAUUCUGGCUGCCUGAAAUGUUUCAGAAGACUAAAUAUUAAUAUCUUCACUUGUUUACUGUGAUUCAACACCAGAUGAAAUGUGAAGAACUUCUUCUGUAACAGAUGAAGACGUAAGCUAAGAGCUAGCUCUACAUGUCCUCUGGUGUUGCUUUAAAGAACAGCAGCUCUGACAUUUCAGCCGCAGGUUUCUUUCUUCUGAUCAGAGGGAAACUUAUUCUUGUAGUUUAACUAAUAAAAAAGCUUUACGUGUAAGAAAGGUGUUGCUUUGUAGAUCAUUCUCAAAUACUGGUCUUUUAAAAACACUCUUUGUCCAUGUUGUGGCUCACUGUCGGCCUCCCUAACAUUCACUGUCUGCAUUAUCACAGUAGCCUAUUAUUCAAAUGUCAUUUAUGCUGUGUGUGUGUAUAUAUAUAAAUAAAAAUAUAUAUAUAUAUAUAUCACUGUAAAUGUACAAAUAAAAUGUUCCU